This is a messenger RNA of Nematostella vectensis (starlet sea anemone), 1294 nucleotides long. RefSeq names its product probable alpha-ketoglutarate-dependent hypophosphite dioxygenase. The record is from RefSeq and is a predicted model, not a curated record. The coding region runs from base 66 to 1109 and encodes 347 amino acids. NCBI's taxonomy places the organism in Eukaryota, Metazoa, Cnidaria, Anthozoa, Actiniaria, Edwardsiidae. The transcript has 6 exons.
UGUGACAUGCGCACUUGCACAAGGUCGAAUAUUCCCUGCCACGGUCUGGCUUAUUUUGCAAAGAAAUGGCUGCAUUAUGUCGCCUCCGUUUGGCUACUCGCUCGAGUAAUUCCUGCAAUAUUGCACAAAAAGGGUCACUAUUAAGAUUAUCGAAUAUUUUCCGAAAGCCGCUCCAAACACUUCUAGUCUCACGUCACCUCUCCUCGCCUGCCGCAAAUCUUGCUUUGACGGACGAGCAGAAACAACAGUUUGAAGAAGAGGGAUACUUAAUCAUCAAUGACGUCUUGGAUAAGGAACAUAUCCAACGCAUGAAAGACGCUCUGGAUGAGUGCGAAGAAAGAGCGAAACAUCUAGAGAAGUCAACCAACCACCUAACGCUGGAUCCUAUGUCAAUCCCCGGGAAUUCACUACUGCAGAGAGUACAUAUACCAUCCCUUCUCUUCCCUGUAUUCGAAGAGACUAUAAAGAAUGAAAAGAUUCUUGACAUUGUUUCAGACUUGAUUGGGCCGAAUAUUAGGUACAUUCGGCAGGACAAGGUUAAUGUGAAGCACCCAAAAGGCACAGGCUUCCCAAUCAAGUGGCACCAGGAUUGGGCAUUCAACCCCCACACAAACCAAGAUCUGGUCAUGAUCUGCAUUUCAAUUGAUGACACCAAUAUUGAGAAUGGGUGUCUACAAGUCGUACCCAAAUCCCAUAAGGGGCCUCUCCUAUCACACUAUCGAGACGGAGAGUUCGCUUCCGCAAUCAACGACCACCGGUUUGACCCGUCCAAGGCAAAACAUCUAGAAGUUCCUUCAGGGGGGAUAAGUCUGCACCACGUCUCCUCUAUACAUGGUUCUGCCAUCAACAGAUCUAAAAACAAACGACGUUUGUACGUCUAUCAAUACUGCUCCACAGAUGCAUGGCCGCUGCUGGGCGUUAGCUCAAAUGAAUUCACUAAUAUAGGUCCAGUUGACUGGGACAGAUUCACGUCCACCUUGGUUCGAGGGAAGUGCACAUUGUAUCCCCGGAUGGAGAAAAUCGACAUCGCACUUCCGGUCCCGUUUGACAAGGGCUACGUCUUUGAACAUCAAGACUCUAUCGUAUCCACGCAUGACAACCCCCAGUGAUGACGAGAUGAUGACGAUUACAAGAUGAUUAUGUUUACAUAAUGCUGAUUACAUAAUGAUAACGAUAAUAUAAUGAUGGUAAUGAUGUCUACACUCAGUGACGGUUACAGGGAUCAUGCUGAUUAUGAUAACAUGAUAAAGGACAAGUCUCAUUCUAGAAUUAAAUUUGCACCGUUCUCACGUGA